CCAAUCCCUUGAAACUCGAGUGCCUGGCGAGAGCAGUGCGCGAGGCAGCUCGGGCUCAGAAAGAUCAUCGACCGCUUCCUCUCCUCCGCGCUGUUCUCUUCCCAAAACACCCCCGAAAGAGCCCAGGCAUGGCCCUGCUCAUGAACCACCCGCAAGCAGCCAGCUCCAUGCCUCACAGCGGCCUUUCGAGUCCCACCGGCUCGGUGUUUGUCGACGACGACGUCAGGCAAUGGGACGAGGCCAGAGUCUCCGACUGGCUCCACUCUGUCAACUGCGCAAAGUACGCGCAUCUCUUCGCAGAAAACCACAUCAACGGCGAGACUCUUCUCGAGGUCGACCAGAACAUCGUCCGCGAGCUCGGAGUCACAAAGAUCGGCGACCGUGUUCGGAUAUCGGUGGCGAUCAAAGCCCUCCGUGCUCGUGCUCUCUCGAAAAAGAGCAAGACCUCGCUCGCCAGUCUCGACAGUGCCUCAGUAUCGCCCUUUCCGGCCCCUGCUGCUUCUUCUGCUGUCCCGCCGAUUUCACCCACCCACGUCUCCAAUCCUCCACCGACCACGCAGCAGCGCACUGCGACUCUCCCUCUCGCUCAUCCUUCUCGACCUCUAGAACAAAAUUUCGUUAAGUUUAUAUUCACAAAGGGCCUCACUAAAGUUGUCGACAUCUCCGGCUGCUUUAAUGGCGAGGCCAUCAUUAAAAAGGGUAUCCGCAAAUUUGGCUCCAAAGACCAGCCUACAGACUGGACAAUCUAUGUCACAGAUGACGUCGGAAACAUACGAGAGGUCCAAGACGUCGAACUCGUCUCCAUCUGCCACACCACCGUUCGCCCUGAGCGCGAGCGGCUAGUCCUCGUUCGCAUCGGUCAAACUCCCAGUUCGGAAGAGUAUCAGAAAUCUCUGCAGAUUGCCCGGGAACAACUCGCCCGCGAGGUCACCCAGCGACCCGGGACAUUUAUCGACAGCACGACGGCGUCUGAGCAGCAAUGGCUACAGCAGCGUCAGCAGCAGCUGAUUUCGGCACAGGCAAAACCCAACGUACAGGUGCAGACGUCCUCAAUGUCUUCUACGGAAGAUGGUGUGAGUCCGAAUGGUAGUCCGGUGCGAACAAAGCGUAUGCGAAAUUUCUUUGGCCAGCGUCCUCCUAGCGAGCUCAUCUCCUCAAAUCUCGCUGAAUACUUCCCUGGCCAUGAGAGUCGCGUACUUGAGCAGACUGUGCGCAAUUCCAUCAGGAGGUCAAAACGCAUCUCUAGUAUGUCUCGUCGCAUGUCUGUGGCGACCACAGCCUCUUACGCCAGCUCGACUACGAACCGUGAAAAUAAUCGCGAAUCUAUGCCUCCCGUCCCCACCGUCGGUGAUGCCUGGCUCAGCGCGAAUAGCGGUACUACUAGCAGUAAUCGCAAGUCGCAGGUACAGACCACGGGAUCUAUCGCGCCGUCUCCGCCUGCUCUUGCGCGGUCUGGCUCAAAUCUGCGACGCGUGCAACAUCGCAGCUCAGUCAGCGUGAGCUCAUCUGUCAUUCUCACCGACGAGGAUCAGCAGUCUACUGAUACCCGUCGUACAUCUCCUCCACUGUUUGAAGCAGGGGAGGAGAGCGAUGAGUUCCGAGACUUCCAGAGAAACGCCGCCGCUCAAAGUAUGCGACAGUCUCCGGCGAUGACAGGCCGACCGUUCUCGGUAUUUUCGCGAGCCGAAACGAUUGCCAGUAUAAUGUCCGACAACAACUCUUAUAUCGAGGUAGACAACGUCGACGACAUACCGGAAGAAGCUUCAGAUGCUGAGUUUGAUGGUGCAGAGGAUGUCGAUGGUGGACCUACACGGUGGAUCAGAGGCGCUCUAAUCGGUGCUGGCUCGUUUGGUAGCGUGGUCUUGGGCUUGAAUGCGCUCACCGGCGAGCUUAUGGCAGUGAAACAAGUCGAGCUGACGCAAAACAAUAGACAAGGUGACCAAGCCAGAAAGAAGUCUAUGAUCGACGCUUUGCAGCGCGAGAUCCAGCUUCUACGAGAUCUGCAGCACGAGAACAUUGUGCAGUAUCUUGGAUCGAACUCAGAUGGACAGUUUCUCAAUAUUUUCCUGGAGUAUGUUCCUGGUGGAUCAGUCGCGACUCUUCUGAAUAACUACGGACCCCUGGAGGAACCCCUGAUCAGAAUUUUCGUGAAGCAGAUCUUGUGUGGCCUGAAUUAUCUUCAUGGUCGAGAUAUCGUUCACCGCGAUAUCAAGGGCGCAAACGUGCUGGUCGAUAACAAGGGAAAGAUCAAGAUCUCAGAUUUUGGAAUCUCGAAGCGUGUUGAAGCAGGCCUUCUAGCAAGCGGAAACAAUCAACCCCAUCGUCCUUCUCUACAAGGAUCUGUUUACUGGAUGGCUCCAGAGGUCGUCAAGCAGACAUCCUACACUAGAAAGGCCGAUAUCUGGUCUUUGGGAUGCCUUGUGGUCGAGAUGUUCACCGGAACGCAUCCGUUCCCUGAAUUUUCCCAAAUGCAAGCGCUCUUCAGAAUCGGAACUCAGGCAUGCACGCCCGAAAUUCCCAAAAUCGCAACUCCGAUCGCUCGAGAAUUCCUAAACUUGACAUUUGAGCUCGACCACGAGAAGCGACCGAUCGCAUCCGAGCUACUCGACCACGCGUUCUUGGAGCCAAUCGUCGCGGUCGGGGCGGGCAACUCUGUCUCGAAUUUCUCAAGUGCGGAGGCUACGCCUGCGCCACUACCUGAGGGCGUUGCGGCUGCGCUUAUGAAGUGAAAUGGUGAAUCGGUCGACUGAGUCGUCUCAUGAAGACAUAUGUGCAAUCAAGUGAAUAUACGGGACAUGAAGAAGGAAUGCAGCGGUAAAGAUCGCAAAUCUCGAAGAAAGAGACAACAUUUUGAUACCAGAUGUGCAGGAGCAUUCACUUUCGUCGUUUGACGGUUAUUAUUUUUGGAUGGGAAUCGUUUGCUUAUAUAUAUACCUUAAUAAUCGCUUGUGUAUCUGGAGUUAUUUCUGUAUUUCGGUUUUUUGUUUUGUGCUGCGAGGGUUCUUUUAUAUAUAUGGAAUUUGAUCACUUUCGUUAAAAGAUUAUUGUUGACUGGUGAUUAUACAGAUAAGACUAAUCGAAUUGUAGUUAAAGCAAGUAAUUAUUACACA
Molecule: messenger RNA, 3110 nt
Organism: Myxozyma melibiosi
Lineage: Eukaryota; Fungi; Ascomycota; Lipomycetes; Lipomycetales; Lipomycetaceae
Product: kinase-like domain-containing protein
Exons: 3
Coding region: 129-2729 (866 amino acids)
Biological process (GO): protein phosphorylation
Molecular function (GO): ATP binding; protein kinase activity; protein binding
Source: RefSeq, a predicted model, not a curated record